UUUUUUUUGCCAAUCAAGACCAAACCAAGACCCUCUCUUUUUUUCCUCUCUCUCUGUCUCUGUGUCUGUGUGAGAGAACAGUCCGAAUCCUGUAAUAAUGUUCACAGUGUCAUAGUUUUCGGCUACUUAGCUCCAACCCCAACUCGAUCAGUUCUCUUGUUGUUUCAGAUUUUUCCUGUCUUUUGGAAGCAACACACACUCCACACUUUUCCCUUGAAUUUUUUCUUUUCCUUGAAUUUUUUUUUUUCCAUUUUCAACAAAACUCCCAAAAGAAUUUUUAUCUGCUUGUGUUUGGUGAUAUACAUUCGGUUCCCACCCUACUCUUUUGUACGCUUCCCGCCCACAAAGUCUUCCCUUCAAUCUUUUUGGUUGUUUCCGGCCGGUCUACCGAAUUUUAACCCGCGCAAUGAUGAAUCUCAUGUCCGGCGACGCCUUCUCGAUACCCACUUCGCUCCCCAGCUUCCCCCAAGUCGACCUCGCCAACCCUAACCCUAGCCCUAACCCUUCCGCCACCGCCGGAAAUGCCCCCGCUGCCAAGAAGAGGAGAAACCAACCCGGAACUCCAGAUCCAGAUGCCGAGGUCAUCGCUCUGUCGCCGAAGACGCUUAUGGCGACGAACCGGUUCAUCUGCGAGAUAUGCAACAAAGGGUUCCAGAGAGACCAGAACUUGCAGCUGCACCGUCGAGGCCACAACCUCCCUUGGAAGCUCAAGCAGCGGUCUGAUAAGGAUGUCAUCAGGAAGAAGGUUUACAUCUGCCCGGAGAAGACAUGCGUCCACCACGAUCCUUCAAGAGCCCUCGGGGACCUCACCGGGAUAAAGAAGCAUUUCAGCAGGAAGCACGGCGAGAAGAAGUGGAAGUGUGAGAAGUGCUCCAAGAAAUACGCGGUCCAGUCCGACUGGAAAGCUCACUCGAAGAUCUGCGGGACGAGGGAGUAUAAGUGCGACUGCGGCACCCUCUUCUCAAGGAAAGACAGUUUCAUCACGCACAGAGCUUUCUGUGAUGCCUUAGCCGAUGAGAGUAGCAAGCUCACCUCGAUUGCAGCCACAAAUCUCAGUUUUGGGAACACGGCUGCCGGAAAUGAGAACCGGAUCAACAAUUUUGCUGGAUUACCACAUGGAUUUCCCAGUCGAAGAGUUCAAGACAUUGCCGGAAUUCCACAACAGUCCGGCUCGCUCUUACAUCCCGAUAUCGGCGGAUUUUCUGAGAUGGCUAUGAUGGGAUCGGGUGCUAACAAUCUUUUCGGGACAUCCACAAUGGAAAACUAUGGCAUGAUCCCCAACAGUGCUGGUCUGUCAUUAUCUGUGUUGCCGCAGAUCGGAUCGAAGGAAGAAAGUGGUGGAAAUAGCUUGGGAAGUAAUUCGGGGGGGUUAAUGGGCGGCCGAACCCCAUAUAACUCCGAGAGCAAUAUCGGUGACCACCAACUCAGUAAGCUGCAGCAGAAGCCGCCACCGGCUCCAAUGUCAGCCACUGCCCUCCUGCAGAAAGCUGCUCAGAUGGGGUCCACAAGGAGCAACCCGGGCUCUGUGUUUGGGAGCAGCUUUGGGCUCAUGAGCUCAUCGUCCUCUUCUUCGUCUUCCUCACAAAGUAGAAGCACUAGGAGCCCGGAGCAGCUUAUGAUGAGCGGUGGAUUAGUAAAGCACGGUCACGCAGACCAUCACCAGCAGCAGCGGUUUGGAGGGUUGUCAUCGAUGGAUCUGAACCUGACGAGGGAUUUUCUCGGGAUGGGAGGAGACCAUGGCGGUGCCGGUGGCCCUCACGAUCCUAGUAAUAAUCUUUUCUUUCACGAGGAGUUGGCAAAGUUUGCUUCUUCAAUCGGAUCGGGAUUGGCCCAGACAUUUGUGACUAAUCCUCAAUGACCAUGUUGAUGAUCGGGACGAACAUAGGAGUUGGAAUGAUACAUGAGUGCAAUCCAAGGUUGUGCACUGGACAAGGAAAUAACCGUUUGAAUGGGAGAUCCUCGUAAAAUACCAUAUACAUGAUCGUGGUUCUUCAGCGGCCUCCUUCUAAGUAUGAAUAUCCUUGAACUUGAAGCUGACCGGGAAACCGAAUCAAACUGCCUGUCCAACGAAGCUGGAGGUUCUCGUAUAUAUAGCCAUUCACAGAUCAAGAAGGGCCUCUACAGUAAACUCUCUUUGUAAGCGGCUUGUAAUAUUGUUUCAUGCUGUAAGUUUUUCAUUUCCGGAAAAACAAUUGUUGCCGAUCGAUGUACUACCUUAAUUUGUAAGUGUUUUGGAUUCAAUAAAGGAAACCACGGAACCUCUAUACCUAAUAA
Molecule: messenger RNA, 2274 nt
Organism: Punica granatum (pomegranate)
Lineage: Eukaryota; Viridiplantae; Streptophyta; Magnoliopsida; Myrtales; Lythraceae
Source: RefSeq, a predicted model, not a curated record